This is a messenger RNA of Entrophospora sp. SA101, 386 nucleotides long. The record is from the annotation of a GenBank genome assembly. NCBI's taxonomy places the organism in Eukaryota, Fungi, Glomeromycota, Glomeromycetes, Entrophosporales, Entrophosporaceae.
AUGAGUAGAAGUAUUAAAGAUUCUUCACGUUACAAGUCUUCUUCAACAAGUAGGCACUCAUACCACCACCACCAUUCUGCUUCUUCAUCGUAUAGAUCAAAUCCUUAUUAUUCAGAAUGGGAUCAACAACAGCAUCGUAACUAUCCUUCAAAUAAUAAUAGCAAUAAUAUCAAUAGCAACUCUCACUAUCCUCCAUCGUCUACUUCUUCACGAAGCAAUAGUUCUUCUUCCUAUAAUAAUAAUCAAAAUAAUAAUAAUCAUCAUCAUUAUCAUUAUUCUUCCCCACCAAACGGUUAUGGUUCUUCUUCUUAUAAUACAGCAAAAUAUCAACAACAUUAUAAUUCAUCAUCACCAACGCCAUCAUCAUUAAUAUUAACAUCACCAUC